UUGUCUUUUUGAUAUUCUCAAUUAUAAUAUUAACUUUCCAGCAAAACACAAUCCAUCAAGAAAGCAUCUUAGUAUCAAGCCACCUUAUGAUUUAUAAAUGUCCAACCAACUCAGCUAAGCAAUGAACAUUUUACUCCAAACACCAUCAUCAUCAUGGGCCUCAUCGUCAUCAUCAUUGCAUUGGUCAUGGUCAUGGUAGUUGCAUCAUCACCGUCCGAUCAAACAAAUGUCCUCACUCCUCUUUGCAUCAGCGAAUGCUCCACGUGUCCCACCAUUUGCUCUCCUCCGCCCUCUAAACCCUCUCCCUCCAUGUCACCACCUCCGUCUCCCUCAUUGCCGUUAUCCUCUUCGCCACCGCCUCCUCCGCCACACAAACACUCUCCACCACCGCUUUCACAAUCGCUUUCACCACCGCCGUUAAUUACCGUCAUCCAUCCACCACCACCACGGUUUUACUAUUUCGAGUCCACACCACCUCCUCCACCGCUAUCUCCCGAUGGAAAAGGUUCACCACCAUCAGUACCAUCGUCACCACCGUCGCCAAAGGGACAGUCACAAGGGCAGCAGCAACCUCCUUAUCCAUUUCCUUAUUUCUAUUUCUACACGGCAUCAAAUGCAACUCUUCUCUUUUCUUCUUCAUUCUUGAUUGCUCUUGUUGUAUCUUCUCUAUCUAUUUUUCUUAACGGUUCGUUAGUGUAAAAGACUCUUCUAUAUUUUGUAUACUUAUUAAUAUUGUUUAUUCAUUUUUUUUUGGUGUAAUAUAAGAUUUACUUUUUCAUCAAUGGAC
Arabidopsis thaliana (thale cress) is the source of this 787-nucleotide messenger RNA. Its product is annotated as proline-rich family protein. The record is from RefSeq and is marked reviewed. Lineage: Eukaryota; Viridiplantae; Streptophyta; Magnoliopsida; Brassicales; Brassicaceae. Bases 154 to 699 code for a protein of 181 amino acids. The transcript has a single exon.